Messenger RNA from Strongylus vulgaris, 387 nucleotides. NCBI's taxonomy places the organism in Eukaryota, Metazoa, Nematoda, Chromadorea, Rhabditida, Strongylidae. The record is from the annotation of a GenBank genome assembly.
AUGGAUGACGACCAAUUAAUACCGUAUUCCAAAAUAUUGGCGGGUGUGGCUGAGAAUGAACUGGCCUUGGCGACAUCGCGAGAUGGCAACAUUCAUGCGACGAUAAUAGUCGAAGAAUUCUGCAGAGCCCAGAUCGACAUCCGUUUGGGUUGUAGUAGGAUGAUGAUCUCUUUCGCACGAUCUUGUACUGAAUCAAUCGUUACACGUACUUCAGCUUCGAUAGCGAUUUACUCGGUGUCCUGGUGGGGUAGAAGGAACGUCGAUGAAGGCAAACGGUAUGUUGGCACGCCGGAAGGACAUAACGGAAAACAGCAUUUGUCGAUGUUGAGCUUCUAUACCACUGAUCAGCGCUCCGUUGCAGGCGAUUUGGUUAGGAAGUUUCAGGAG